Eptesicus fuscus (big brown bat) is the source of this 1106-nucleotide messenger RNA. RefSeq names its product R3H domain containing 4 (gene R3HDM4). The record is from RefSeq and is a predicted model, not a curated record. Gene Ontology annotation, molecular function: nucleic acid binding. The transcript is spliced from 8 exons. Bases 75 to 893 code for a protein of 272 amino acids. Lineage: Eukaryota; Metazoa; Chordata; Mammalia; Chiroptera; Vespertilionidae.
CGGGCGGCCGUCACUUCCUGCCCGGCCCCGCGGAGGCCUGGCCGGGCGGCGGCGGCGGCGGCGACCUCCGAGCCAUGGUCGCCCUGGAGAACCCCGAGGGCGGCCCAGAGGAGGCGGCAGCGACAGCCGGGGUCGUUCCGGGCGGGCGGCGGACGCUGCACCUUUCGGGAUGCCUGCCCGCUCUAGCUGGCUCCCAAGUGAAGAGGUUCUCGGCCUCCAAGCGGAAGCAGCACUUCAUCAACCAGGCCGUGCGGAACUCAGACCUUGUGCCCAAGGCCAAAGGGCGGAAGAGCCUCCAGCGCCUAGAGAACACUCAAUACCUCCUGACCCUGCUGGAGACCGACGGGGACACACUUGGUCCGGAGGAUGGGGACCUGGCGCCCCCCGCAGCACCUGGCAUCUUUGCGGAGGCCUGCAGCAAUGAGACCUAUGUAGAGGUCUGGAAUGACUUCAUGAACCGCUCCGGGGAGGAGCAGGAGCGAGUCCUCCAAUACCUGGAGGAUGAGGGCAAGAGCAAGGCCCGGAGAAGGGGUCCUAGCCGGGGGGUGGACCGGAGGAAAGAGGACCCAGCCUACACCCCCCGAGAGUGCUUCCAGCGCAUCAGCCGGCGUCUGCGAGCCGUUCUCAAGAGGAGCCGCAUCCCCAUGGAAACGCUGGAGACCUGGGAGGAGCGGCUGCUGAGGUUUUUCUCAGUAUCUCCCCAAGCCGUGUACACGGCCAUGCUGGACAACAGCUUCGAGAGGCUCCUACUCCAUGCUGUCUGCCAGUACAUGGACCUCAUCUCAGCCAGUGCCAACCUGGAGGGCAAGAGACAGAUGAAAGUCAGCAAUCGGCAUCUGGACUUCCUGCCCCCUGGGCUGCUCCUGUCCGCGUACCUGGAGCAACGCAGCUGAUGCCAGCCUGCCUGCCCCCCCGCCCCCCUUCCCUUCAAGAUUCCCUAUACCUCCACUGAAAUGUUUGUUAAUUUUAGAAUUUGUCAUGCUGUCCCCUUGGGAUGGCACUCUCACCCUAGCCCCAUCCCAUCCCAGCUCUUCCAGGGAAAUGCUGGCAGCUGGAGCUGCCUUAGACUACACUGGGCCCAUAACUCCCCGCUCUGGUACUCGCAU